UGCCAGUCGAUCGCACGUUCACCGUAAUUAUUAUGCAGACAAUGGCCGCCUGUGCAUUAUAGUUUCACACACAAGGGAACUUGGUUUGCAACACAACCACGGUGAAAGUGAAUGGCGUCCAAUUUCGCUGCUUCAGUGAGCCAGCAUCUACAUUAAAACAAAUGCUUGAGGAACUCUGUCAACCUGUCUGUAAACGAGCACUUCACUUGGAAUUUCGUCAAGAGUGUUCCGGGCGGUCAGCACGACUACUCGCUGGUUCUCACGAAAAUCGUCACGACGUUUGACCACUUUCUCAACUUUCUUCAAAUCUACCAUCUUCUUUGCAUCGCUACCAACUGUCCAGUCCGAACAGAGCGGCGUUGUCGCCAUCAACUUGGCAUCAGCCGGAUCUCCAGAAACAGCUGGUUCGGCCCCAUCAAUUCUCCCAAUCUCUCCGCUAUGGCUUCCAACGUCCAGAUCCUACCGAUCAGUGACGCUACAGAUGGCACAGGAGCCACGCCGACCCUUCCGGCCAUGGUACAGAACGAUUCAUAUUAUUGCGACAAGCUCGGCGAGGUAUGGGCGAAAGACCGUAGCCUACGGCCAGGCACAUAUCGUCUAGCUCGGCUUCCAGGCGGAUACGGAGGCUGGGAGAAGCAACGGGGCGAUAGCAAGCAUGUUGAUCGCUACCUUUAUGGUCAUCCGCGUGGCGUGUUCAGGUCAGUCAAUGAAUUAUACCCACAUUUCAAGCACUUGCAAGAGUUUGGAGGUCCGAUCGGAUGUCCAUGCAAAUUAUGUGUCGUCGGCUCUUCUCGCACUAAGAGUAAAUCCAAUCCGGCUGUCAAGAAUGUCGCUGGCCAACCUCGAACGACAAGUGCGAAAUCCGCCAAAGAUUCCAAUGGCAACAGCACGAGGAAUCCUCCUCAGAUUAUAUCUCCGAAUCCUUUCAAUGGCAUGCGGCCGAGUGGUGCUGCGUUCGCUGGUCUGCCCGAGGGACGAUGUGGUUCAAGCGAUCCUCCGAAUGGCCGAUUACUACAAAUUGAUGACAAUGAAACGCAAGAUCUCUACAGAUCACUCCUAGAUAAGCUGCAGCAAGCUGGCUCUGAAGGAUGCCCUGUCACUCUAAUACGGGAUGUCAUGUCCCCCGACUGGCGAGCCACGCACGAGAUGUUGAAUGCGGCUAUUGCGUCUAACAAGAAACUGCCAUCUUACAUUCCUCGCGAAGGCGAAGUCGUGCUAUUCGCCCGAACAGACGAUCGCAUCGAAUGGGAUUCCCAUGCAAACACAUUCCGCUGCCUUGUAGGGCGAGACCCUGGUAUUUGGUCCGAAGUACCUCGCUGGGAGGCAGGAGUCGUAACCCAAUUCCCCGUACAGGAGCUAUCUCCAGCAGAUCUGAAAGAGAUGUCGUCCAAUGAAGAACAAAGUCUUAGCUAUUCAGGCUUUCGCAUUCAUCCGCUCUCUUCUGUACAACGCGAAGGACCCAAGAAGCCGCCAAAUAUCCAGCACACGCAUGUGCCCCUUCAUGCAAUUCGGCCAUUCUUCCUCUGGCAAGAGUGUCUACGCGGUGUCAACGAGGAGUCAUGGCACCCGACUAUCCAAUAUGCGCUUGCCACCGCAAGUAGUUUCUCCCUGCUAUCUCGGUUUGCGUUCAAAGGCGUAUGGCCAACAGCUACCGUGUUUGCAGAAGGCCUCUUUCUAGGCCCAGAAUUAAUUCUUGUUGGAGACGCAGUCCGACUUCUGCCAAAGGCUGAAAUGGCAAAUCCUUUGCUUUCUAAACCUGCACUUGCGGCCAAGCCGGAGAACACAAGAAGUCGUGUCAUUGACAUCAUGAUUGUGACCUCUAUUCGUCUCGAGUUUGUUAACCUCGAUGAGUCUACUGAUGACGAUUACGAUGAAGACCAUCCAUAUACUACCUGUCUUCAUGUUCAAGGAAAAGCUUUCACCCAAGAUUUGAGCAAUAGCUUUGACAUGAGCGGGAAGACGUCCCUAGCUCGACCAGGCGUCGAUUUACCUAUUGGUCUAGCUGGCUACGGCAGCUGGUACCACACUCUAGACACUGCUAACCCAAAACUUCGUCUUGAAGUGCCCUACACACGACUUCUCGGCCGAUGCCACGAAUAUACCACCCUUCAGACCUGGUUCGUUCCCGCAAAGACCCUCCCACCGCCUCUGAUUCCCGCAGUCGCCUUCCAAGCCGUUAAUGCUCCGACUAUCACCACUUCGAUACCCUCGCCAGUUCCGGCUGCCACCUCGCUAUCCUCGGGACUUGUGUCAACCCUUGCAGCUCGAGCUUACGGCGCCCGCAACGAUCCACGCAUCCUUCCGAUCUCAUUCCCUGGAGAUGAUGGAAUUGACCCUCAGCAGACCCUCGCCCGCAACGCCUGGUUCUGGGCGGACUCCCGAAUUGAACAGCUCGUGCUGCAAGAGAUCAACGGGAAAUUCGUAGGCGAGUGGGAUCCUCUGCGGAAUGAUACGAAACAAGUACGCGCGUGGCAGAAGGCGUUGAAGGUGCUUGAUGCGAGGAAGGUUGGUGGGAAGAGCGCUGAUGCCGGCACAUCUGCAGCAAGCGCUGCUCCCGUAGAAAAGUCUAUCGUUGAAAGCGGGAAUGGAAUAGGAGUCGGUGUGGAGGGCGUUGAUGAAUCCUCUGAGGAUGAGGACGACGAUAUGCAGGUGGAUCCAAUGAUGAAGAACAUGUUGAUUUCUCCACGAGCCGGCGGAGGCAUCGUGGCGUUUGGUGGCAGCGGGAUCGGAAGUGGCAAUCCCAUUGUUUUAGAUGACGAUGACGAUGACGAUGACGAUGACACGCGUAUGAGUGAUUGACAGCACUGUAAGCUUGCGCCCCUACGAGCGAGCGUUGGAUUCACUAGCUUGUAGCCGGAUCAAGCUUGAGUGAUGCUGUAAUAGCCAACUCUUCGAACAUGGUACUGGCGUGGUGCAAUCAUUCCCUUGCUGUAUCGUAGGUCAUGGCAGCGUGUGCAAGAAUGCUGCGAAGGAAGUUUCAUUGCGAGAGGCAGGCAUGCUUUACUUGUUACAAUCAUAUGUUCUAUCACUGCAUGUCUUGAAAACCUGUACAGUCC
Messenger RNA from Dissoconium aciculare CBS 342.82, 3056 nucleotides. RefSeq lists its product as uncharacterized. Gene Ontology annotation, cellular component: SHREC complex; rDNA heterochromatin. The coding region runs from base 439 to 2799 and encodes 786 amino acids. Lineage: Eukaryota; Fungi; Ascomycota; Dothideomycetes; Mycosphaerellales; Dissoconiaceae. The record is from RefSeq and is a predicted model, not a curated record. The transcript has a single exon. Gene Ontology annotation, biological process: silent mating-type cassette heterochromatin formation.